Messenger RNA from Hypomesus transpacificus, 4242 nucleotides. RefSeq names its product neuropilin 1a (gene nrp1a). The transcript has 17 exons. Gene Ontology annotation, cellular component: membrane. NCBI's taxonomy places the organism in Eukaryota, Metazoa, Chordata, Actinopteri, Osmeriformes, Osmeridae. Gene Ontology annotation, biological process: vascular endothelial growth factor signaling pathway; axon guidance; angiogenesis. Gene Ontology annotation, molecular function: vascular endothelial growth factor receptor activity; semaphorin receptor activity. The record is from RefSeq and is a predicted model, not a curated record. Bases 733 to 3615 code for a protein of 960 amino acids.
ACAACAUUCGACAAAGGUUUUAUUCUUUAGCGGAGUGAACGGCAGAACAUGAAUUAUUGAUGUCCCAGCGCUGAGCUGUGAGCGCGCGCGAGGGCGCACCGGUGUCAUUCGCUUCUGCCUCUCCGUAGCGAACAGUCGGUGAGAGUUCUCGUGUUGGAGGAGGAAUUUGGGGAGUGGAAAUACCACUGUUUCUUUCUCAGCUUGCGUCAAGAGCAGUGACUGACUCCUCUGACAUUUUUACUUGGCGGUCAGUAGCAUUGCAUCGAAAGCUGGAGACUCGCGGGCAGCAUUAAAGCAGAAGACUUCCAGACUCAGCCGUUGAACUGUUCGGGCUAUUGCUUCAUUUUCUUACGCCUUGUUUGUUUUUUUGGUGAGCAGAUCGCGAGUAUCUGCGAUAUUGAUCACUGGAAGUGGCUCUGUUUCUUUCCACUUCUUAUUUUUUUUAAGAACAGUUUAUCGACACCGAACUGUAAACAGCCGUGCCGUUUUUGAACGACUGGGUUCCGUGGAGUCGUCGUCGCACACAUUUGGAUUAUUUUAUGGGAAAUGGCAAGUUUUUAGGGAGUGAAGCUGGACUUGCGGAGGAGACAAGACACAGCGGUUAAUAGGCACAGGAUGCUGGCGACCUAAAGAAUUCUAUCGAAUUUCCCCCACUUUUAAGACAUUUUGUCGCUCUGUAGGCUAAGCCAAAAGGAUUUGACAGGGAUUUUUGUUAGUCUUUUUUUUUAUAGGAUGUAUGUAUUUUACAACCUAAUGAUGCAUUGUGGAUUUCUGUUGUUCUUUUUCACCCAAAUCAUCUUUGUUGCUUCCUUGACACAAAGUGAUAAAUGUGGAGAUAACAUUGAAAUAACGACCGCAGACUAUCUUACUUCGCCUGGAUAUCCUACGGCGUAUCCACCGUCACAGCAGUGCGUGUGGGUGAUUCAAGCUCCGGAGCCAGGACAGAAGAUUCUCAUAAACUUCAACCCGCAUUUCGACCUGGAAGACAGGGAUUGCAAGUAUGACUACGUGGAGGUGUUUAACGGUGGGGACGAGAAGGCCCCCACGCUGGGGAAGUUCUGUGGGAAGAUCGCCCCCACCCCCAUCAUCUCCAGCGGCGGCCAGCUGCUCAUCAAGUUUGUGUCCGACUACGAGACUCACGGAGCUGGGUUCUCCGUUCGCUACGAGGUCUUCAAGACAGGUCCUGAGUGUUCCAGGAACUUCACCGCCUCCAGAGGAGUGAUUAGGACCCCAGGCUUCCCCGACAAGUACCCCAACAACCUGGACUGCACCUUCAUGAUCUUCGCCCCCAAGAUGGCAGAAAUUCUGGUGGAGUUCGACAGCUUCGACAUGGAGCCUGACACGACUCCGCCCCCAGGGGCCAUCUGCCGCUACGAUUGGCUGGAAAUCUGGGACGGCUAUCCCACAGUGGGCCCCCACAUCGGGCGCUACUGUGGCCAGAGUUCCCCGGGCCGUGUCAUCUCCUACACGGGCAUCCUGUCCAUGACCAUUACCACGGACAACGCCAUCGCCAAGGAGGGCUUCUCUGCCAACUACACGGUCCGCGAGCGGCCUGAGGCCUCGGAGCACUUCGCGUGUGUGGAAGCUAUGGGUAUGGAGUCAGGGGAGAUCACUUCUGACCAGAUCAGCGCUUCUUCACAGUACAACCCCAACUGGGCGCCGGAGCGAUCACGUCUCAACUACAAGGAGAACGGAUGGACGCCUUCGGACGACUCCGCCAGGGAGUGGAUACAGGUGGAUCUGGGGUUCCUGCGCUUCAUCUCGGCCGUGGGCACGCAGGGAGCCAUCUCCAAGGAGACCAAGAAGCACUACUUUGUGCGCUCCUACAAGGUGGACGUGAGCUCCAACGGAGACGACUGGAUCACCGUGAAGGAGGGCUCCAGGCAGAAGAUCUUCCCGGGGAACGACAACCCCACGGACGAGGCGCGCAGCUUCCUGCCCAAGCAGACGCUGGCUCGCUACGUCCGCGUCAGGCCCAUAUCCUGGGAGCAGGGCAUCUGCAUGCGCUUCGAAGUGUACGGCUGCAGGACCUCAGACUACCCGUGCUCGGGGAUGCUAGGCAUGCUCUCCGGCCAGAUUGCCGACGGCCAGAUCAGCGCCUCGUCUCACGCCGAGCGGGACUGGGUGGCGGAGAACGCCCGCCUGCUGACGGGGCGUGCGGGCUGGACCGGGCAGCAAACCCGGCAGCCCUUCAGGAACGAGUGGCUGCAGGUGGACCUGGGCCAGGAGAAGGUGCUGACCGGGUUAGUGGUGCAGGGCGGCAGGCACCGGGACAAGAAUGUGUUCAUGAAGAGGUUCAGGGUGGGUCACAGCCUCGACGGGGUGGACUGGACCAUGGUGAAGGAGGAGAACGGAACUAAGCCCAAGACCUUCAUAGGGAACCAGAACCACGACACCCCGGAGCUGCGGGCUCUAGGACCGCUGCGGUCUCGUUUCGUGCGGGUGUACCCAGAGAGAGCCACGACAGAGGGCCUGGGCCUGAGGCUGGAGCUGCUGGGCUGCGACAUCCUGGAGCCCACAACUCUAGCUCCGCCCACCACGGCUGUUGUGACCACGUUCUCUGCGACCACAUUUGGAGCGACCACCAACCCGACCGUGACCGUGUCCGGCUCGACCACGACCACGGAGGGCUGUGACGAGUCCCAGGCCAGCUGCUACGGCAGCACGGAGACGCCAGACCUCCACGACGCCACCGAUGGCACCACGGUAGAUCCUCUUCUGGACAUCAUGCCAGCCUACCUGUGGUUCGCCUGCGACUUCGGCUGGGCAGACAACCCCACCUUCUGUGGUUGGACGCCGGAGGAGGAAACAGGAGCCGAUUGGUUGCUUCAAACCGGCGAAACGCCCCUGUCGCGGAAAGGACCCAGUCUGGACCACACAGGCGAGCCAGGGAACUUCAUCUACGUGCAGCUUCCUGAUGUCAUACAGCUGGACGAGGAGGAGGAGGAGGAGGAGAGACAGAGGGUGGCCAGAGUGGCCAGCCCCCCUGUCACGUCCCCAGACAGCGACCUGUGCUUGUCCUUCUGGUACCACAUGUUCGGAGACCACGCGGGCAGCCUGCGCAUCAAACAGCGCCGGGAGGGGGGCCGGGAGGGGGGCCACGAGGAGGGCCGGGCCGAGGCCGUGCUCUGGACUGUGAGCGGACACCAGGGGAGUCUCUGGAGAGAGGGCCGGGUCUUGGUGCCACGAUCCAGCACGUCCUUUCAGGUGGUGAUUGAAGGAGUGGGCGACAGGAGGAGCACAGGUCACGUUGCUGUGGACAACAUCAAGAUCCUGGAUGGCCUUGAGGACUGUAAAGACAUCAAGCCUACGUUUCCUCCAACCGAGAUCUUCCUUCUGCCUAUGGACACUUACGCCCAGGAGCCCAAUGAGCUUGGGGGUCCGGGCAACAUGCUGAAGACCCUUGACCCCAUCCUCAUCACCAUCAUCGCCAUGAGCGCCCUGGGGGUGUUCCUGGGAGCUAUCUGUGGGGUGGUGCUGUACUGUGCCUGUUCCCAGGGCAGCAUGACGGAGAGGAACUUGUCGGCGCUGGAGAACUACAACUUUGAGCUGGUGGACGGAGUCAAGCUAAAGAAAGACAAGCUGAACACACAGAGUACUUAUUCGGAAGCGUGAGCUCAAGAACCCAUCCUCGUGUGAGCGCGAAGCAGCCAAUCAGAUGGAGGGACAUGGCCUCGUGGAGGGUGGGAGGUUGACUGAGAAUGACUGAGUGGAGAUUUUGUCAGGAGCUGCAGUGAGAGAAAGCUAACUGUAGGGGGCACUGUGUAUAAAAUAUAUGUACAGCAAAGAAAAAAAAUAUUGUUUUGUUUUGUAAGUUUUGCGUGCUUUGUUUUUUGUGUGUGAGUAAUCAGAUGCUGGUGUUGAGACCAAUUAAGAUGAAAGUAUUUAUCUUUUUUUUUUUUUUUUAUUCCUCUGAAAAUCAUUUUUGUUUUUUUUCCAUUUUGUUUUCCUUGUUUCAUGGAAAGAAAUGAAGGUGAACAUUUCGACUCCCUAUCCUACCGUGUGGCUGUUAGGCUGGCCAAGUGACGUGUGUGUGUGGAUGGAUGGAUAUACAUGUUUACGUGUGUGUGUCAGAUGUCUGUAUGUGUGUGUAUGCAGGUGCGUAUGUCUUAUUUGUUUGUGUGUCGUGUGUGUGUCUUCGUCAUUGUGUGGGUCUGUCCUGCGUCAUUGUGUGUGAGUGUGUGCUUCAUUCCUGUGUGUGUGUGUGUGUGUGUGUGCUUCAUUCCUGUGUGUGUGUGUGUG